UAGAAUUAAAAUUAAAAAUAUAUUUUAAAAAAUAUUGAAUAAAAUUAAGUGUUCAGUAAUUUUUAAAAAUAUUCUUAUUUUAAAAAAUUCCUAAAAUAUUUUUUGUUGAAAAAUACUACUGAAGAGUGAAGAUUUAUCAAAUUGCCCUCGGGUAUUUGACUCGUGCGUUUGGUCGAGAUCUGAACUGAAACCGCUGCUCCGAUCUGAGGCCAUGGCUGGGUCUGGGAGUUCCAUGCUGUAUUCCUUUCUUCUCUUCACAGUCAUUCUCUCACUUCAAGAAAUGUACCGAGGGAAACUAGCAUCAUCAGAAUUAUACACUAUACUUGGAGGGUUUGUUAGCUCUAUCCUAUUUCUUGUGCUCCUAACCUUCAUUGGAAAUUUGCAGGAAACAAUUGGUGCAAGAACUGGUUGGGGAGCUGUCAUAGUUGCAGAAGCAGUUGCUCUGAUUGCUGCAAGCACUGUCCACCGAGUUUGCAUCACUACAUGUUUCCUGUUCUCGGCUGCAUUGCUGUAUGAAGUUAACAAGAUCUCUGGGUCAGCGCUUUCAACAAGUGACUCCAGGAUUAAAAAGCAAAGUGGAAGAGCUUAAGCCUUUGUAUGCUUUUACUAUAAAGGCCUCUUUAGAAAAUUUUCCCAGGAGCAUUAGUUUUAUAACUCUAGCAUCAUAACUUCUAAGAAGAGUGUUUUAAGUUUGUCUGACUUUGUACAAUUUCAAUGAUAUGAUUUGAAUUUUGAAAGAGGUGCGUCUAACGAAAAAUCAGUCAGUCAUUUUUUUUUCUCACAGGUGGCCCUCUCUGCUUAAUCAAAUAAUGCAAAAACGAGUUACGAGGGA
Messenger RNA from Glycine soja, 832 nucleotides. Its product is annotated as protein KRTCAP2 homolog. The transcript has 5 exons. Lineage: Eukaryota; Viridiplantae; Streptophyta; Magnoliopsida; Fabales; Fabaceae. The record is from RefSeq and is a predicted model, not a curated record. Bases 212 to 589 code for a protein of 125 amino acids.